Messenger RNA from Colletotrichum karsti, 1764 nucleotides. RefSeq lists its product as uncharacterized. NCBI's taxonomy places the organism in Eukaryota, Fungi, Ascomycota, Sordariomycetes, Glomerellales, Glomerellaceae. The transcript is spliced from 2 exons. Bases 1 to 1764 code for a protein of 587 amino acids. The record is from RefSeq and is a predicted model, not a curated record.
AUGAGCAGCGUAAGCGACGUUCGAGACUUCAGAGAUGCUGCGAUCGUCAUUGCAGGUGGCAUCAACGCAGAGGCGGAGGCGGCUGGCCGAAAGCCGCCCAUAGAGCUACAUACUGAUGAGUUCGUCCAUCUCAAAUGUGGCGAAACGAUCUUCAUUGUCUUCCGCGACGUCGUCGUCGCUGGAUCAAUGUACUUUGAGUGCGCCGCCUUCGGGUUCUACAAGGAGACCUACCGCCAGCAGGUCGACUUCGACGACGAUAUCAAGCCCGAUGUUCUGGACCUCUACCUCGACAUCGCGCACCAAUGGUUCUUCCAGACAAAGAUUCUCGCUACCAACAUUGUGCCUGACGGUCACUUCAACGCUUUGAUCGAGAACUUCGAGCAGGAGCCUCUCGAGAGCGAGAACAUCAAGAUCCCCUUGCUCAAGUUGGCGAAAAUGGCAGAGACGGUCAUUCUCGCUGACCGCUUCGUCCAUCGCCCGCUUUUGACAAUUUUGCGAAAGAUGUUCAUCUCUCUUCUCAAGUUCACUCACAAUUGCUGGUUUGACCUGAGUGCGGAAGUGCUUGAUUGGGACCGAGCGUACCACCAAGACUUCAUGUUCGACUACAUCGAUGCGUUCGAGCUGCUGUGCAUGGGUCACGAUGACGAGAAGAUGCUCAGAGACGCUCUUACUGAGUCGUUCUACUUCUUCGGCCUUGACAAACCCUCCUUCAUCCAAUAUUACCGGCCCAUCUUCCCCUGCCAGUUCACCAUCGAGUGGAGACUUGAGAGGGAUACAUCUAACCCGUUCCGCAUGAGAGACCAUGCCGAAGGAAUCUUCACCACCGAUACCAUGGUUUACGCGAAUAAGACUCGCCAGCAAAAGGACCGAAGAUUCAAGCGGGUCAUGAACCUCUGCUCACCCGAGACACGCCAUGAGUGGUUGCCUUGGUUCAACGAUCCAGAGGAGAAGCGCGUUCGCAAUUUCCAUCUUGAUCAGGUCGUCGAGGCCAAGCGCCGUCAAAUCAUCUGCGAACGGGAGUUUGUCCCCGGUGCUUCAAUUCAUCACGGAUCAUCGCUUCAGGCCACGACGAUGGCAAGCGAUCACUCGCGUCGCGGAAGAGGCAAGAACCGCAAGUCUCGUGGCGGACAGAACUCGCGCGGGGGUCAUAACCAAGAAGGCCAAGACCGCGUUCACAACCAAACAACGGUCAAAGAGGAUGGCAAGACCAGCGGCAACCACAAGUCUCAGGGCGGACAGAGCUCGCGCGGCGGGCAUCAUCAAGAAGGACAAGACCGCGAUCACCCCCAAGGAACGGUCGAUGAAGAUGGUCAGGCCGACAGGAAGAAGAAGAAGAGAAACAAGUACAAGAAGAACAAGGCGAGACAGCAAGAAGGUGUUUCAGUGGCAGACGGCCACGCUGCCGAGUCUCACAAUCAGGUUCUGGCUACUGUUGAUUCGGGCCUCACUUCUCAAGCAAAGGCCGCUCCGGCUAAGAACGCUUACUACGAUGCUCACUUCCCUGCUCUUGGAUCCAGUACGGGACACACCAACAAAGGUCGCAACAGCGGCAAGCAGGUUGCCGGCAAUGAGCUGCCCGAGGUCACCACUGCACCCGAGACCUCCACAAACCAUCAGGCCACCCCCCUUACCGACCGAGACCCCAACAUCGUCGGAAGAAGAGGUCGCAAUGGCAGAAGAGGACGCGGAGGCGGUCGAGGUCGUGGGAACGGACGUGGCGGUGCGUCGAUGACAGACGGACGGCCCCUUCCGAACCUUUCUUGA